AUGUGGGAGUCAACCCAACAGGUCCUGGGUAUCCCCGGUCCUCAAAAGAUCCUCAAGACAUUAGGAUCAUUAUGGCUAUCUACAUCCCCUCCGAGUGAGAACACAAUGCCAAAGACACCAUCGUGCCCUACAUCAGAGAUAAGCUGUCAAACCAAAUACCAUGGCCAAGACACCUGCUGUUUUAAUUAUCCAGGCGGUCAAAUGUUGCAGACCCAAUUCUGGGAUGUCGAUCCCCCGGUUGGGCCUGAUAACUCCUGGACCAUCCAUGGACUUUGGCCUGAUCAUUGCAAUGGUGGCUUUGACCAGUUUUGCGAUCGCAAGCGCCAGUACAGUAACAUUUCCCUUAUACUAGUCGACUCAGGUCAUGGGGACUUGCUUGAAUACAUGAGCGAAUAUUGGAAAGAUUUCCGUGGAGAUGAUGCUAACCUUUGGCAACAUGAAUGGAACAAACACGGUACCUGUGUUAGCACUCUCGAACCCCAUUGCUACGGAGACUAUACCCCGCAGCAAGAUGUGGUGGAUUAUUUUGACAGGACUGUUGAUUUAUUCAAGGAACUCCCGACUUUUGAUUUUCUUGCCAAAGCCGGCAUAGUGCCUUCCCAUACAGAGACAUAUGCACGCGCAGAUAUUGAAGAUGCUCUUGAGAAAGCCCAUGGCGCUCCAGUGAUUGUGAACUGCCGCUCGGGUGCAAUUAGCGAAAUUUGGUACUUCUUCAAUAUUGCAGGUAGCCUUCAGAGUGGUGAAUUUGUUCCUGCUCCUCCAGAUGGUCAACACUCGCGUUGCCCCGCUACACAUAUUAAAUAUCCUCCCAAAGGGAAUUCGCCCGAGCCGACCAGGACAACCACCCGCGGUUCAGAGCCAACUGCGCCAGGAGCUCCAUUCGCAGGCAGGGGAAACCUGAUGGUCUCAACAUUUAACCAACAGCGUGGAUGCAUCAUCAGCUAUGGAACUUGGUAUAACGCUGGAACUUGUGCCACGUUCCGAACAGAGAAGUUAUCAGAUGAUACUUUCUCUCUGAAAUCCAGGAAGGGCCUCUGUACCUUCGAAGACGAUACUUUGAGCUGUGGACCUAAUGUAAAGGUCCCAAGCGAAUUUUCGGCCAAAGAUGGAAAGCUCUCCUAUCAGGGAAAUACCACCUUCUUCGCCGACAAGCCUCCCAAGGGCCAAGUGCAGAGCUCGGUUUACGCGUCCCAGGAAGAACACCCCGUGGAGCUUGAAAUCACCUGGAAAUCCCAGUAG
This is a messenger RNA of Penicillium cosmopolitanum, 1239 nucleotides long. RefSeq names its product T2 family ribonuclease. The record is from RefSeq and is a predicted model, not a curated record. NCBI's taxonomy places the organism in Eukaryota, Fungi, Ascomycota, Eurotiomycetes, Eurotiales, Aspergillaceae. Gene Ontology annotation, cellular component: extracellular region. The coding region runs from base 1 to 1239 and encodes 412 amino acids. Gene Ontology annotation, biological process: RNA catabolic process. Gene Ontology annotation, molecular function: ribonuclease T2 activity; RNA binding. The transcript has 6 exons.